GUGCGGGAUGCUGAAUUGUAGGUGAUGAUGGCGGAAAGGGAGCGACGCUGAGUUCCACCCGAGUUUUUACCCCAGCUGUGAAAACCACCCACAACCACCGUUUCUCUCCGUCGACACCUAUCCCGAGGCCAUGGGGAACGAGGCCAGCAUGGAGGGGGAGGGACAGGCGGGACAGCCCGGCGCCGCUGUCCCUGCAGCGGGGGUGCUGAAUUCCAUUUCAGCACCACCGGACUCUGGACAGGUCCUCAAGCCCAGCAAUGGAGCACCAGCCGGAGGAAGUGGGGCUGCGUCCGGGCCGGGGAUUAACAGACAACCUCCAUCAGACACUGGGCCUAAAGCAGGAAUGCAAAGCACCCACGGAGCGGGCGACAGGUUGGCCUUCCACGAUUCCAGUCAACAUGCUGCGUCUCAAGGGGAGCAGGGACAGGGUCAUGUGUCCAGGAAGAAUCUGCAGGUCGACUUGGGCGGCGGCAGAACCGGAAGGUCCCCUUCUGCAUCCCCAGACCGUGGGAGCGUCCCUACUUCCCCUUAUUCUGUGCCUCAAAUUGCUCCGAUGCCCAGCAGCAAACUUUGUCCUGUCUGCAAAACCACCGACCUGAUGGGUAAUGGGGACGACAAACCCAGCUUCAACACCUGCACACAGUGCCACUCCAUGGUGUGCAACCAGUGUGGCUUCAACCCCAACCCUCAUCUUACAGAGGUGCAGGAGUGGCUAUGUCUGAACUGUCAGAUGCAGAGAGCUCUGGGGAUGGAUAUGACCACACCACGCUCCAAAAGUCAACAACAGAUCCAUUCUCCUUCUCAUCCAACCCAGCCUGAGCCCAAACCUGAUGCUACUAAUCAUCCUCCACCUCAGUCACAACCCAUCCCUCAGAAACAACCUAUUGCUCCAGCCCAUCCAGCACCUGACCCAACCAAACAGCCUGCUCCAGGUGGCCCCAGUCAUCAACAGCCCAAAUUGCCACCAGGAGCAGUUCCUCUCCCUGGGAUGGCCAAGGCUCCAUCCCAGCCGGAUCUCUCUCGAGGCUCACCUGCCCACCAGCCCCAACACCCCCGCAAAGAUCAGACCCGUAGUGCGGGAAGCUCCCCAUCACGGCAGCCCCCACCCCCAGAGCAGACAUUUGGAAAGCUCUUUGGCUUUGGUGCCUCCCUUCUAAACCAAGCCAGCACUCUUAUAUCUGAAACUACUCAACCCCAGCAACAACAGGCCCCAAAACCAGCUCCCAAACCUGGGGGGCCUCCUGGUCCAGGACCAGGAGCUGAUAAAUCUUCAGCACAGUCCACACAACAAGGGCCACAGGCCCCGCCACAGCAACAGCGGCAUGCUCCCCCCGAGGCCUCUAAGCCCAAAGCCUCCUGUCCCCUCUGUAAGACCAACCUUAACAUUGGCAACACAACAGAGGAACCAAACUACAACACCUGCACUCAGUGUCACUCCCAGGUGUGCAAUAUGUGUGGAUUCAAUCCCACUCCACACUUACUUGAGAAGAAAGAAUGGCUCUGCUUAAACUGCCAAACACAGCGCGCUCUGUCAGGAAGCUUGGGUGAUAUUCCAACUCCUGUGGCCCCCUCUAUGGGAUCUCCUCGGGCACCUGCUCCAUCCAAACAACAAACACCUCAGCAGAAAGCUUCCACUCAAGUUUUAGGACCUAGGUCUGCAGGUCCUCAACAACAGAAGUCUGCGGGUCCCCAAGUAAGUGGCCCCCCCUCUAAUGUGAAACAGGCUGGGCCUGCUCCUCAAUCGAAAGGGCUCAGCCAAACCCCAUCUCAAACUAAAGGUUUAGUUCAUCCACCCUCCCAAGCAAAGAGUCAAACACAGCCCUCAACACAGAAUAAGGGGCCAGCUCAGAGUAAAGGUCCAAGCCAGGCACAUGCUCAAACUAAGGCCCCGACACUGCCUGCUAACCAAGUGAAGGGCCCAAGUCAGGCCAAAGGGCCGACUCAGGCAAAAGGAUCUGCUCAGCCCUCUGCUCAGACUAAGGGCCCUUCUCAUCCCCCUGGUACUAAGGCUUCAUCUGGUCCUGGUAAAGCUGCUCCUAACACUACCAAGGCUCCUACUCCUUCAAAAGUUCCUACUCAGUCUAAACCCACAGGUAACAACCAGGCCCGCAAACAACCGCAAAGCCAGGAGAAGACUAAAGUCGCAUCUAAAUCUCUGAAAGAAGAUGCAAAAGUCUCAACUAAGAAGACAUUGUCAGAGACUGUGACUUCCCCACAAGAGAACAAGAUAGCUGAAGAAGACAAGAAGUCAAGACACCAUGAAGACUCAAAUAAAUCAAGUACACAGAGCUUAAGUGACACUGGAUACUCUUCAGAUGGGAUCUCCAGCUCACAAGGGGAGAUAACAGGUCAGAUCCAGGAAGGGGAAAUCAAGCUUAAUGAAAGAGGUGUUUCCAUUCCUUCAGACAUCAAAAAAUUAGAGAGCACUAUGAAGCCUCUGUUUGAAUCAAAGACUGCUACAGAUGCAAAGCAUAGACCGCAUUCCCUUUCUGUGAGGCAAGAGAAAGAACACAUUCCUGAUGAGGAAGCACUAAGGGAUGAAUCAGAGGAUGAUCUAAGUUGUAAACUUCGCCAUGAUUAUGUGGAAGACAGCAGUGAAAGUGGUCUGUCACCCUUGCCAAUAAGACAAAAAAAGUCCCAUAAAGAUUUAACUGAUGAAGAAUAUAUGAGACGGCAGAUUAUGGAGAUGAGUGCUGAUGAAGAAGAAUUAGAAGAAUAUGGAAACCAGAAAACAAAAAAGAAAACUAGUGGAGAUUCAGGUAAAGAGAGGAGGCGACUAUCUCAUCAGUCAAAUAGUUUUGAAGAAGACAAAAAGAUAUCUGAAGGUUCUUUUAAGGCAAAUGAAGAAGAGGAUGUUGUUGUGGCAGGAGGCCUUCGCCGUUUUAAGACUAUUGAGCUAAAUAACACCAACAGCUACAACCGAGACAUUGAACUCAGUAAUGAGCAUGACCUUCGAGAACCUGAGCUUGAAAUGGAGAGUUUGACUGGUUCACCAGAAGAAAGAUCCAAGGGCGAUUAUUCAUCCACCCUUCCUGCCACCACUCCCAGCUACACUUCUGGAACAUCACCGACCUCUGUGUCAUCUAUGGAGGAUGACAGUGACAGCAGCCCUAGUAGAAGAGCAAGGCUUGAAGAAGCAAAACAGCAAAGGAAGGCUCGACAUCGGUCCCACGGCCCUCUGCUUCCCACAAUUGAAGACUCCUCUGAGGAAGAUGAGCUCCGAGAAGAAGAGGAACUGCUUAGAGAACAAGAGCAGAUGAGAGAUCUGGAACAACAGAGAAUUCGAAGUACUGCUCGAAAAACAAAAAGAGAUAAAGAAGAGCUGCGGGCACAAAGGCGCAGAGAACGAUCCAAAACUCCACCCAGUAAUCUUUCCCCUAUUGAGGAUGCAUCACCUACAGAGGAGUUGAGACAAGCUGCAGAGAUGGAGGAGCUCCAUAGAUCAUCCUGUUCUGAAUACUCACCUUCCAUGGACUCAGAAGCAGAAGGUUUUGAGAUGAUUGGUGGAAAGCUUUACAAAUCAGGAAAUGAAUUUAACCUUCCAACCUUCACAUCCCUCUACUCACCAACAGAGAAAACAAUGUUACCAUCUGACAAAACCUUAAAGAGUGCAGAGGAAGUUUAUGAAGAGAUGAUGAGGAAGGCACAACUCAUGCAGAAGCAUGGACAAAAAGGUGCCUCUCAGCCAGAUAGUGGUCAUCAUCUUGAUGCUGGAACAUCCCUAACACCUGGCUCAAGCCCAACACAAGUUACUGCCCCCUUGUCCUUUUCAACAUCAGGCAGUGACUCAAGAAUAGGAGGCAUGCAUGCUACACAGCAUCUGUCUAAAGAAACACAAAACAGAAUGAUGACACAGAGUGCCAAAAUUGAAGGAGUUGUUGGAGUUGCCACCACCAAAGGUCAAAUUACUCAGGCAGCCUCAGGUCGUCAGACUGGAGGUCCAGUGCCUAGUAGCAACAGAGCUGGGUCCCAGAGGCCAACUCAAGCAGUACCUGAUCCUGGAUCAUCCUCAUUGACCUCCAAGGUCUUUUCACUUUUUAAAGGACCCAGCCCCCCAGUCUCUCCAACUACUUCCCCAACACGAAGUCCAACACAUCCAACAUCUGUUCGACCGACUAGCGGUAGUAACAGGCAGCUACCAACCUUGCCCUCUGGUGCGACAACAGCUCCGGCGUCCCAUGGUUCACAGGUACCUCAAAGAACAAUGUCACCUCGUCUUGUACGACAGCAGUCAUCCCAAGAUUCACCUGUGAUGGUCAUAACACUAGGCUCUGAAAAGCCCAGCCCUGGCAAGCCAAUUACUGUGAAUUCAUCCACUUCCCCCAUAUCGUCACCAACAGAGGCCAGUUGUAAAACCUUGUAUGGCUCACAACCCCCUCCAACAACCUCUCCAACAUCACCUCAGCUGCAUUCAUAUCAACAGCAAAAGCAAUCUUCACAAAUUGGGCAGAAUAUAGAAAAAGUAAAUGUUGGUGUGAGUGCUGGGAUUACAAGCACACAAAGCCGUGCUUCAAAGGUUGUGGGACAAAGUCUUACCCAGCAAAGUACAAAUGUUGUGGAUCUGAGAGCUCCAUUAAGACCUGCUCCAAUUAUUAUGACAGAUCAAGGAAUGGAUCUAACAUCUCUUGCCUCUGACACAAGAAGAUACUCUUUAGGAACAGAGCAGUCAUCCACCAGACACACAGCAGUGCAGCCUCUUAUUAUGAAUCUCAAUGCACAGGAGCAGCCACAUGUUUCUGUAUCAACACCAACAACAGUGAGUGUAACAGUUGCAGGGUCAAUGUUCAUAUCUCAACCGAAACAACCUGUUGUAUAUGGAGACCCGUUACAGAACCGUGUGGAUCUAGGUCAGGGUGUAGGAUCAGCUGUUUGUUUAACCCAAAGUAAAACACCAGUUACUGAUCCAUCCAUACCCAAAAUUGAUGCCUGUCUGGAAAAUCUGGGCAUACAGCAGCAGCAACUGCAAUUACAGCAGCAAAAACUCUUGCAGCAGCAACAGCUUCUGGAACAGCAGCUCCAACAGCAUCAACAGCAGUCCUCUUUUGCUCGUUACAAUUUAGCCAAUCAAGUACAGCCACUGUUAGUAAAAAAAGACAUUGUAGUUUCCCAAACAAGCAGUGACCAACCUGUGGUGACAGCUAGUACCAUACCUAGAGUUUCUCCUCUUGCGCCACCAUCAGCGUCUGGGACUCUCGCUUCUAAUGUAUCCCUUGAAAUGUAUGGUGGAGUUGCCUUAGAGCUAAAAAAUAAGCCAACUGUUAUAAAUCUAUCAACAGGAAAACCGCAUAUAAUGAUGGUACAACUUGAUGAGAGUAACGCUUCAAAACAUGCCGUAGUGACUCAACUAGUUAAGCAAGAAGAGCAGACCCCUGCACCACCACCUCCUCCUCAGGUUUUAGAUUUAACUGGACAACUAAAACAAGAAAGCCAAGCAGUUUGUUGUGAUGUUGUUUACAAAUUGCCCUUUGCUGGUACCUGUUCAGGGACAUUCUCUCAGAAACAGACGGCAGGGCUGUCAGAUAAAAAUCCCUGCACUGAAGCUUCUCAAGCAGCACAUCCUCCUCAACCACCACAAUACAUUGUUAGCCAGCAGCAACAAUCACAACAUAAGUCUCAAGUUACACAAGAGGAACACAAACUAUAUCCACCAGCUAUAGCCUCUUCAGGUAGAUUACAAUCCUCUAUGUCUGAUACUAAUCUGCCUUCGAUGAGUGAUGCUGGUACCUACCAGAAUAAUUUCCAGGGUGGUCUGGCUGUAGACCUCAGCAGUAUGAAUCAAGGUUAUCAUGGUGGACACCUGGGCAUGGGAGCACAGUAUGGAUCUUACACAGACUUACGACAACAGGGCGAUUUUACAGGCCCUUCAUUACCUAUUCGUAGAUAUGGCUCCAUGUCAAAUAUUAACUCUGAUCAUGCCAGUGGUUCACGUGAUCUCACAGGAUCACAGGACUCUAAUCUUGCUCAGUAUAGUGCAACAACUGCUAGAGAGAUCAGUCGUAUGUGUGCAGCCCUUAACACUGUAGACCAGUAUGGAAGCCGUUAUGGAAAUAAUGCUGAACUGGCAGCAUAUGGGGCUGCAAGAGGUGGACCUUUAGCCAGAUUAAAUCUCCAGCAAAGCUUAGCAUCAAUAAGGGCAAAUUUGCUUUAUGGACCAGAUAGUAGACAAGCUGUGAAUGGCCAAGCCCUAACAAAUUUAAUUAAUGCAAGACAGGCAAGUAUACGUGCCUUGUACCCAACUUCUAUGAGAGGCGGUGAUGGAAUGAUUUAUUCUACUAUAAAUACUCCCAUUGCUUCAACCUUGCCAAUUACUACACAGCCUGGCCCAGUAAUUCGUCCCAUGCCAAGGGGAAUUUACAGGCCCUAUCCUACAGGUGUAACUGCAGUACCUUUGGCUAGUCUUACCAGAUUGCCUCAAAUGUCUCCCAGAAUGCCUCUCUCCACACAGGGAACAUAUUCAUACCCCACUCCAAACCAGUAUCCUACAUCUGUCACACCAACAGGAAGUGUUGCUGACUUAACCAGCUCCCAACAGGAAACUGCAGUAUACCUUGGGAAGCCUUUAACAACAACACCAGGACCAACAACUGCCACUAUUCCACCAACCCAACCUGCAGCACACUCAAUUACGCAAAGUAUAUCUGCAGCUAGUAUAAAAACCACAGGCGAACAGCAAAUAGAACGUUAUAAAUUAACAUCGCAAAGUAUUGCUUCUCCUUCUCAAGCUCAAGGCCAACCUUUGACUGCCCAACAAUUACAAGCUCAAAUGCAGACACAGCAAUUACCUACACAGAUGGAACCUUUAUCAUUGACUCAAACCCAACCUCAAACACAACAGCCUUGUCAGUCUCAAUCAGUAGUUCUGUCUCAGGGCCAGACACAAGCUGAAACUACUCAGACAUCAAGCUCCAAACUAUCCUCUCCAACUGAUGUGCAAAAAAACAAGGAAGAGGAAAAACUCAAUCAACAACAAGAGCAACUGCUGCAGCUAGAGAGAGAGCGGGUUGAAUUAGAAAAACUGAGGCAGUUGCGACUGCAAGAGGAGUUAGAAAGAGAUCGAAUGGAGCUUCAACGUCACAGAGAAAAAGAACAACUGCUUGUUCAACGGGAAAUUCAAGAACUGCAGACAAUCAAACAUCAAGUUCUCCAGCAACAGCAAGCUGAGAGGGAGACCCAACUGAUAAUGCAAAGAGAACAGUUAGCCCAGCAAAGAAUGCAGCUUGAACAAAUUCAGACUCUACAACAACAGCUUCAGCAGCAAUUAGAGGAGCAGAAAAGGCAAAAGACAGCAGCAGUUGAAGCAGCGGCAGCAGCUGCAGCUGCUGAGGCUGCUGCUGCAUCAGCUGCAGCAGUGGCUGCAGCAACAUCAGCCCAGAGUGCCAUCCAAGGGGUAGUUGUUGGAUCAGGGGCCCCUCAAGGAUUUAUAAUCUGUGAUCAGACUGGUAGAGUCCUUCAGCAAGAUGGACAGAGUGUGCAGUUUUGGCAAGAUGGACAGGUUGUCCAAGCAGUCAUGGCUGCUCGACCAAUUCAUAGCUCCACGUCAGAAAUGUCUUUAAGAAGCAGUGACAAGCAAAGCGAUUCUAAAAUGAUGAAAAAGCAGAAUUCCAUGCCUCGGUUGAGGGAUGGCUCAGAGGAAGAGUCUGCCAAAAGAAUUAUAGAUAGCUGUGUGCAAACAGAUGAUGAGGAUGGUGAGGAAAGGUACUUGAAUAGGCGAAGGAGAACAAGGCGUAUUGCAGACUGCAGUGUACAGACUGAUGAGGAAGACCAGGGAGAAUGGGAACAACAACCAGUGAGGCGUAGACGGUCUCGUGUGUCCAAGCACAGUGAAUCUAGUGCUGAUACAAAAUCUGAUGGCUCCUCCAAGGUAGUUUCUGCAAGUAUAGCUAUUCAGACCACUAAUGACUCAUCAUGUCAAACAGAGUCCGACCUACUCAGCAGAGUUUCACCUGCAAUUCACAUUACCAUGGCAGAGACCUCAAAAGUUGACCUGUUGCAUUAUAUAGCGGCUCCAGAAAGAACUCACAAAGGAGAGAGUCUAGCCUGCCAGACGGAACCAGAGUCACAUUCUCAGGGGGUAGUCACCCCAAAGCUGAGUGUCCCCACAACUAUUAGCCCAUACUCGACAAGUCUUCAUAUAGUAGGUGGUAAUUCAUGUGACACAGCUUCCCCUAGACUCCAAGGAGUGGCAAAGUUUGAAAGGAGGAAACCAGAUCCCUUGGAAAUCAGCUAUCAUCAGCAACAAAAUGAGUCUUCAUCUCGCCAACCCCCAAAAUCUCCCCAAGUACUGUACUCCCCAGUUUCUCCAUUGUCUCCUCAUCGGAUGUUGGAGACAACUUUUGCCUCCCAGGAGAAGCUUAACAAGGCCCAUGUCACACCCCAACAGAAGGCCUUCACUGCAGAAUCUCCGCAACGUCAUCAGUCUUUGCCAAGGCCCAUAAAAAGUGUGCAGCGCUCCAUGUCAGAUCCUAAACCUCUCAGCCCAACAUCAGAGGAUCCUGCCAAGAACCGGUUCUCCCCGUAUCAUCAAGUGCUUUCCAACAGUCAGAUGGGCUCCCUGCAGCAGCAGCAGCAGAACUCUCUGAUGAGGAAAGUAAAGAGGACCCUCCCCAGUCCCCCUCCAGAUGAAGCUCCACUUCCCAUUGUUACUCCAGCACAAAUGUAUAGCUCCCCCAGCAUGUCUCAGAGAGUGCUUCCAAGACCAGCCCAAGGAGUCACCAAGGCUGGCCUUUUGAGCGAAUUAAAAGUGGUGGAGCAAGAGUCAUCUAAGCUCCGUAAGCAGCAGGCUGAACUGGAGGAAGAAGAAAAAGAGAUAGAUGCCAAGCUGCGCUACUUGGAGCUGGGUAUAACUCAGCGUAAGGAAACCAUGGUAAAGGAGAGGGAGAGGAGAGAGUUAGCUUAUCUGCGAUGCAUGGGUGAUGCUCGAGACUAUAUGUCAGACAGUGAACUAAAUAACCUCAGGAUGGCUGCUGCAACUGGAGCCUAUGAUGCUAAUGGUUUACUGACAAGACCUAGUACUGCACCGCUAAGUCAGUUUACCAAUGAUCUUAAUGCAACAUCACAGUAUCCCUCAACCUCUUCUUAUAUGCCAUAUCCAUACCCUCAAAGUCAACCAUCAACACAGCAGCCUGGUUCUGCAUACCAGCCAAUAGGUUUUCAAACUCCUCAGUACCCUCCAUCCUCUGCCCCUCAGCCUGGAACAUUCCAGCCCCAUCCUCCAUCACUUCCUGGUUAUCAGAACCAGGGAACCUACUCCUCCCGCUUGUAUGGCCAGUCCUCCUACCAAAGUGACUUCACUAUGCAGCAGCAUGCUCACCAGGGCUUUCAUUCACCUGGUCAGCCUUUGCCAGGACAGAGCCUUCCCUAUCCAAGUCACAGUUCUUAUCAGCAUGGUCUGACCUACCAGCCACAGGCAGAGAUCCUUACCGUCCAUCAAAGACCAAGGCAAACCUCGUUGGCUGACCUUGAACAAAAACUUCCCACCAAUUAUGAAGUCAUUAGCAACCCAGCAGUUUCAGUGGCCACAUCUGCUCCAGAAAGCAAUUUUGCACCAGCUUACAACAAUGCAUUUGGACAAUACCGCCCACCUGAGCCUGGCCUAACUCACUCUGUGGACAGUCCCACUUCUGCUUAUACUUCAGAUGGUCUGUACACAUCCAACUUGGAGCAGAAUAUUCCAAGAAACUAUGUAAUGAUUGAUGACAUCAGUGAGUUGACUAAAGACAACACUGGUCAUCCUACUGAUGCUCAUGGUCAUUCCAUGGGAGGAAGGUAUCGCAGUGAGAAUGGCUCUGCACGAGGACCUGGCUAUGAGGAGCCUGUUGAUGCUUACGGAAGACCUACAGGAGCAGGUACUUACCAAAGCACAGUUGACAGUCGUACCAGCACCACAGUAAGUGGGGGCUCAUCUUAUUACUACGAUGAUUAUAAACAUCCCUCUCGCUCUGGUGGCCAUAAAAUCUCCUCCAAAAAUCUUGCUCCUGCUGUAGUCUCCUCCAAACGUAGUAAGCACAGGAAACAAGGAAUGGAGCAGAAGAUUUCCAAAUUCUCACCUAUUGAGGAAGCUCGGGAUGUGGAGUCAGACCUUGCUUCUUAUACAAUGCCGACGUCAACUGCAGGCACCUGUCCAGCUGGGUCAAGAUCUAAGAAGCAUCAAGGUGAUGUCAGCUAUGGCAUAAAGAAAAAUGCAUAUGAUCAACAGAAAUAUUAUGGCACCAGCCAUGAGGGUCUCGAAGAGGAUGAUCGCAUGUACAGCUCUGGACGUUCCAGAUCUACUGGCUAUGGUAUGGAUAAGAUUUCCUCCAGGGAUGCAACAGGGCACCGCAGCAAAUCUUAUGAAAGAGAUGCCAUGGAGCGUUCUCAUAGAAGUAGCCGAAGUGGACGUCCUCCAAUGCGAGCUCAGAAUUCAGAAGAGGAGAGUCCACUUAGUCCUGUUGGCAAGCCUGUAGGUAUGGGAAGAAGCUCUGCCAUGUCUGAAGCCCAUGAUGUGAGAAACCAAUAUGGUUCCAGCCAUUCGCUACCAGAUGUGCAAGAUCACCAUAAAAAGGAGCUUCCCCGAAGUCAUGUCUAUAAACCAGAUGAUCCUUAUCUCGUAGAUGACAUGCACUGUGCUGUUUCUGAUAGUGAAGCCUAUCAUUUGGGCCAAGAGGAGACUGACUGGUUUGAAAAACCACGAGAGGCCCGCUCUGAUCGCUCAAGACAUCAUGGGAGCGGAGGUCACUCCUCCACAGGGAGGCGUAGUAAACAUACCUACCAUGACUAUGAUGAGCCUCCAGAAGAAUAUUGUCAACAGGAUGAGUACAACCAGCGCCACCCUUCUUCUUCAUCACGGGAUCAUCGCCACCACGGCAGCAGCUCUGGUAGACACAGUUCGUCCCGCCACUCCUCAGAGGACCCUAAAUCUUCAAGGUCUUCCAGGACCCACCCCAAAGAUCCAUCUGGUCGCACUGAUGGCAGGAUCUCCUCAUCCACCCAAAGGAGGAGUGGUACAGAGUCUCGCUCUGCCCAUGGAAGCCCACGCAACUCAGGCGAGUUCUCUCGUGAGCCUGUUUCUGGUCAUCACCAUGGCACUGGGGGACGAAGCCAAAGAGCUCAAGGUGAUCGGACAACUGGCAGGAGACCAGAUUCUUCCAAGUCACAGAACCUGCAGCCACCUCAGGGACAAGCUGGGCAGCAGCGAUCAGAGGGUCAGGGGCAAACAGGAAGGCAUUCAGGUUCUGAACAACUUGAUGGAAACCAGCAGGUGCAGCAGCAGCAGCAGCAGCAGAGUGUACAACAACAACAACAGCAACAGCCAUCACAGCACAAUCAAAGCCCACAGAGUAACCAGCAAGCUACAAGCGCAGGAGCUGGACCAGGACAGCAACAACAGCAAGCAAGACCUGCACAAACUCCAUCACAGGGACGCCAACCAGGAAUCGGGUCUGCAGCAGGGCAGUCAGCCACGGCAGGAAAAAUAGAUGUCCCUCCUGCUGCUGCUGGCACAGGAAUGAGACCUGCACCAGGAAUCACAGCAGCACCUCCGCCUACUAAAAUAGCCACGCCACCUCUAACCGGCAUUGGCUCUAAGGCAGCUCCUGUUGGAAUCGGAAGCAAGCCUGUAGGAAUAGGAAGCGCUGCAGCAGGUCAGGCCCCAGGUCCAGACGGGGAAAAUGUUCUAACCAAAAUCCUGCAGGGAGGGGCAGCUGAGCAGGCAGGAAAACUGGGAGAUGCUUUGUCUGGACUUGGGAAGAAGUUCACCUCAUUGUGGUGAACAAAAAUUUUGCAAGAGAUGAAGAAAUUAAAUGACAUGGACUAGUUGCUUUGCACCGAAAAACCUAUGAAACCACCUUACAUAUUUUUCACAUCCACCAU
This is a messenger RNA of Cyprinodon variegatus (sheepshead minnow), 11847 nucleotides long. RefSeq names its product protein bassoon-like (gene bsnb). The coding region runs from base 131 to 11746 and encodes 3871 amino acids. The transcript has 11 exons. Lineage: Eukaryota; Metazoa; Chordata; Actinopteri; Cyprinodontiformes; Cyprinodontidae. Gene Ontology annotation, cellular component: cytoskeleton of presynaptic active zone; glutamatergic synapse; GABA-ergic synapse. Gene Ontology annotation, molecular function: structural constituent of presynaptic active zone; metal ion binding. The record is from RefSeq and is a predicted model, not a curated record. Gene Ontology annotation, biological process: presynaptic active zone assembly; protein localization to synapse.